AUGUCGGAUGUAAAGGCAUACGAGAUGCAGCACGAGCCCGCCACUGCCAGCCCGGAUGAUGCGCCGUCCAGGGCCGAGACGCUGAAGAGUCCUUCGACCGUGAACUUCAUGGUCCACGAGAAGGCUGGUGGUGAGGCAGAUGCCGCUGAAUCAACGGCUCACCCAAACAAAGAGCUAUCGGCGGUGAAUGUAGAGGAUUCGAAGGCGGAUAGCUUGACCAGAAUCAAUACAAGUUCGGAAGGAACUGAGUAUCCUACUGGUGUCAAGCUGGGUCUGAUUUCUUUGGCGCUGUGCUUGAGGUUUGUUUACAUUCCACCACGUGUAGAGAAGGUUAUUGACAGUCGCAGUGUCUUCUUGAUUGCUUUGGACAAUACUAUUAUUGCCACCGCUAUCCCCAAGAUCACAGACGAAUUCCACUCCCUGCCGGAUGUUGGUUGGUACGGUUCCGCGUACUUGCUUACGACCGCCUCCUUCCAACUUCUCUUUGGGAAAUUCUACACCUUCUUCUCUAUCAAAUACGUCUACCUCAUCGCCAUCGCUAUUUUCGAGUUGGGAUCUUUGGUUUGUGGUGUUGCUCCCAACUCGACCGCUCUGAUCAUUGGAAGAGCUAUCGCAGGUCUUGGAUCCGCUGGCAUCUUCUCUGGAGCUCUGAUCAUCGUCGCAUACAGCGUGCCACUCGUCAAGAGACCCAUGUACUCGGGCUUCAUCGGGGGCAUGUACGGGAUUGCUUCAGUGGCGGGGCCUCUCUUAGGUGGCGCGUUCACUGACAAGGCUACAUGGCGCUGGUGUUUCUACAUCAACCUCCCCAUUGGAGCCAUUACCAUGCUUGUCAUCCUGUUCUUCUUCAAAGCACCACACAGAGAGAAGGCAGUAAGUGGAGGCUGGAAGGAAGACAUCAAGGUCUUCGACAUCUACGGAACCGCUGUCUUCCUCCCUGCGAUCGUCUCCCUCCUUUUGGCGCUGCAAUGGGGUGGCACCCAGUAUGCUUGGGGCUCUUGGAGAAUCAUCUUGCUCUUCGUCUUCUUUGGAAUUCUGGUCAUCGCCUUCAUCGCGAUUCAAUUCUGGAAACAAGAGACAGCAACUGUCCCCCCUGAGAUCAUGAAGAAACGCUCUAUUUGGUCCGCAGCCUGGUAUUCUUUCUCUAUUGGAUCCAUGUUUCUCUUGCUCGUCUACUACCUGCCGAUCUGGUUCCAAGCAGUGAAGGGAGCUUCAGCUGUCAAGUCUGGAAUUAUGAACAUCCCUAUGGUCCUGUCCCUCGUUGUCGUAUCCAUUAGCUCUGGUAUCGGAGUUACCCUGCUGGGCUACUACACACCCUUUAUGCUUGCAGGUACCGUCUUUGCAGCGGUUGGUGCCGGUCUUCUGUCAACCUUCACACCUGAGACGAACCAUAGCGCUUGGAUCGGGUACCAAUGCAUCGCUGGCAUCGGUGUCGGCCUCGGCUUGCAGCAGCCCAUGAUUGCUGUCCAGGCCGUCCUCGACAUCUCGCAGGUUCCCAUCGGCACAUCGAUCGUCAUCUUCUUGCAAACUCUGGGUGGCGCCCUCUUCGUUUCAAUCGGUCAGAACGUCUUCACCAACAAGCUUGUUCAAGGUCUCGCCAAAUACGCACCAAGCAUCGACCCCAAGGCCGUCCUCCAAAUCGGGGCUACUAGCCUCCAAAGCGAACUCUCUGCAGCCGAACUCCCCGGCGUGAAGAUGGCCUACAACGAGGCUCUCACAAAGUCCUUCCUGGUAGCUGCCGCCAUGGCCGCCUUCUCCAUCAUCGGCUCGGCAGCUAUCGAGUGGAAGAGUGUAAAGGGCAAGAAGAUCGAGAUGGGUGCUGCUUAG
Messenger RNA from Drepanopeziza brunnea f. sp. 'multigermtubi' MB_m1, 1824 nucleotides. NCBI's taxonomy places the organism in Eukaryota, Fungi, Ascomycota, Leotiomycetes, Helotiales, Drepanopezizaceae. The record is from RefSeq and is a predicted model, not a curated record.